Molecule: messenger RNA, 1785 nt
Organism: Scheffersomyces stipitis CBS 6054
Lineage: Eukaryota; Fungi; Ascomycota; Pichiomycetes; Serinales; Debaryomycetaceae
Exons: 1
Biological process (GO): mismatch repair; nucleotide-excision repair
Cellular component (GO): XPC complex; nucleotide-excision repair factor 2 complex; cytoplasm
Molecular function (GO): single-stranded DNA binding; damaged DNA binding
Source: RefSeq, a predicted model, not a curated record
AUUCCUAAGGCAGAAAGAGAGGUUCGUAGACAAAUACAUCAGGCUUACAUAGUUAUGAUGAUUGUACAUGGUGCUAUGCGCAAUAAAUGGUGCAAUGACUACGAGUUAUGGAACAGGUUGAGGAACUCUGUAAACCCAUUGGCGUUGGAACUUAUCCACCAGAACGUCAACAACAAAGUGCUAGAUACGGUAAAGUCGCGUAGAUUUUUAGAUGGGCUACAGAAGAUCAUGAAGCAGUACCGUCACAGAUUCAGAGUAACUUCUCAAGGUUUGAUACGCAAGAACUGGAACGAACUUGGAAUACGACAGAAUCGAAUUGAAAAAAAUGUCACCUUCGAUCGAUUUCGAUAUUUAUUGCUGAACUUUCGAGGAUCCAAAGACAUCGGGGCUCAAGGGUUUGUCUGUCUAUUGCGUUCUUUGGGGCUCAAUGCUAGAUUAGUAUUCUCGUUACAGCCACCUGACUACACCAUGACAGCCGCAUUGCCCCCAAUAGACGUUGAUACUCUUACAGGAGGUGCUGGUUCAUCUUCUGCAAACAUUCUGUCUAUUUCUAAAGACGCUAAACAGAAUCUUCUUUCCAGCAUACGCGCAAAAUCCACAGUUACUUCCGCAGAAAGAACUAUCAGGCCCGUCUUUGAUGACCCCAGCUACCCCAUCUUCUGGGCAGAGGUUUGGAAUAAGUAUUCACGGAAGUGGGUAGCUAUCGACCCGUUUGUACUUGAGACUUUGGAGGUUCCCCCCAUGAUGAGAAAGUCGAAGUUCGAACCUACAUUAUCUGAAACACGCAAUCAGCUUCUAUAUGCUAUUGCGUUCGACAAGUACGGCUGUGUACGAGAUGUCACCCGUAGAUAUAGCCAAUACUAUAAUGCUAGAACAGUCAAGAAGAAAAUCCACUACCGUUCAGACGAAGACGAGCAUUGGUACGAGAAAGUCAUACGUGCAUCUACAUCUGCAUUAAGAAGAAAGUUGAAUAAACUAGACAUAUUGGAGCUUAAGGAAUUCUACGAUCGUGAUUUGGCAGAGGGAAUGCCUAACAGUAAGGCUGAUUUUAAAAACCACCCCAUCUACGCGUUGGAAACCCAUUUGAAACACAAUGAGAUUAUCUACCCCAAGGACGAUACUAGCAAAUGUGGAGUAUUCCGUGCCAAAUCCACUAGAUCCAAGAAGAAUUCUGAAGAAGUAAUACCCGUAUACAAAAGGUCACAUGUAUAUUUAGUAAGGUCUGCUAAAGCGUGGUAUAUGCGAGGUAGAAUUUUGAAGAUGGGAGUCCAGGCACUUAAAGUGAAACAGCGUAGAGCCACCACUCCUUCUAACGAUGGAUCAGAUACCGAAGAAGCUGAUGGACGAUUAUAUGCCGAGUUUCAAACUCAGCUAUACAUACCACCACCGAUUAUAGAUGGUUUAAUACCGAAGAAUGCUUUUGGAAACAUAGAUGUCUACACAUCUAGCAUGCUUCCAGAGAAUGGGUAUUUACUAGAUACUUCUGGAAUCUAUACUAUGAAGAUGGCAGAACAAGCAGCUAGGAUCUUAGAAAUAGAUUAUGCCAGGGCUAUUGUUGCCUUUGAUUUUGGGGGUAAAAAGGAGAAAAGAAACAGCACAAGAAUUCCAACGGCCCGUGAGGGAGGAAUUGUUAUUGAUAGCCAGUACAAGGAGGCUAUAUUUUUGGUUCUAGACACUCUUGUAGAAGAAGAAGCAGAGCAGCAGAGGCAAAACGUGGAAUUAAACACCUUAAAGAACUGGAAGUAUUUCCUUAUCAAACUUAGAAUUAUGGAGAGAUUGAACGCU